This is a messenger RNA of Fonsecaea monophora, 1665 nucleotides long. RefSeq lists its product as hypothetical. The record is from RefSeq and is a predicted model, not a curated record. Gene Ontology annotation, biological process: transmembrane transport. Gene Ontology annotation, molecular function: transmembrane transporter activity. The transcript is spliced from 2 exons. The coding region runs from base 1 to 1665 and encodes 554 amino acids. Lineage: Eukaryota; Fungi; Ascomycota; Eurotiomycetes; Chaetothyriales; Herpotrichiellaceae.
AUGUCUGACUUGCCAAUCCCCGGAACCGUCCAUCAGGUUGAUCAGGCGGAUCACAUCCAAGGUGUCCGUCGCAGUCCGAAAAACCACGAUAUCAUUCUACUGCCUCAGCCAUCAGAUCAUCCUGAUGAUCCUCUCAAUUGGUCCAAGUGGCGCAAGCUCGUCAGCGUCUUGGGCUACAACAUCUAUACCCUGGGCGUGGUGCUCAUGGUCUCGUGCUACACCCCGGCAAAUCUACAAAUCCAAGAGAAGACUGGGAUCCCCGUUGCCAACAUCAAUACUGGCGUCGGCAUCUAUUUCCUCUUCAUCGGCUAUUCGAAUCUUAUUUGGCAAUCGCUUGCCCUCAAUUACGGUCGACGACCAGUCCUGUUGUUGUCGUUCCUGCUAGUCAUCGUCCAAGCUCUUUGGCAGGCAUGGUGCAAGAAUACGGCACAAUGGUAUGCCAACCGCGUUCUCAUGGGUAUAUCCGCAGGUCCAGUCGAGACACUCCUCGAGCUCAUCGUGGCCGACUUACAUUUCAGCCACGAGAGAGGGUUUUACAUGAGCAUCUACGUGUGGUUGCUGUUCAACGGCCCCUUUCUAGGCUGCAUUCCAGCAGGCUUUGUUGCUGACUCUUUGGGUUGGCAAUGGAUCGAAUACAUUGUCUGCAUCAUCGGCGCCGGUCUGUUCGUUUGGCUGUUCUUCACCUUUGAGGAGACGGCCUUCUACCGGCCCGACGUGAUCUCUGCCGAGAAUAUCGACAGCAUCGCAUCAAAGACUGCCAUCUACGAUGCCGAGGCCAAUGUCGCACUCCCCCAAAAGGGAGAAAAGGGUGGUGCACUUGAAGCAACAGGAGCAGACACCAUCAAGGCCCCGACGACCAGUGUCGACGCGACGCUUGACAUUGUGAGCCAGCCGAAGUCGUACUGGAAACGACUUAGUUUUCUUCCUACUCACGACGCAAGGAGGAAGAGCACGGUGUGGAGGAACUGUUAUCUUUCUAUCGCUCUGCUACGAUUUCCCGCCGUCAUCUACUCUGGUCUGCUGGUUGCAUUGUCUCUCUCUUGGUUCAAUGUUGUCAACGGCACUCUUCCGAGUAUAUUAGGUGCAGAGCCCUACAACUUCAGCGCCAACAUUGUCGGCGUCUUCUACAUUGCCGCUGUCAUUGGAGUGGGAUUUGGCAGCUACUUCUCAGGGCAGUUGAGCGACAGAGUGGCUGUUUAUAUGGCACGCCGCAACAACGGUGUCUUUGAGCCGGAACAUCGUCUAUGGGUGUUCCUCUUCGCACUAAUUCUACAUCCAUUGGGGUGCCUACUGUUUGGCGUCGGCGCGGCUCACAACAUCCACUGGGUCGGUCUCGCUUUCGGUUUGGGUAUUUUCUGUGCCACUCUGCCCAUGGGUUCCUCAGUGGCGUACAAUUAUGUCAUUGACAGCUACAAAGAGGUCGCCGGUGAGGGUCUUGUGUCGGUGGUCUUGAUUCGGAACACUAUCGGCUUCGGUUUUGCUUAUGCAAUUGUUCCCAUGAUCGACGCCUUGGGCUUGCAGGGGGCCUUCAUACUACUCACUUUUCUGGGGCUAUUCAUCUGGUGUCUCACCUUCGUGAUGAUCAUGUACGGCAGCAGAUUUCGCAAGUAUACGGCUCGAGCAUACUGGAAACUAGUUGAAGAACAAGGGCUACGUGUUCAUUGA